This is a messenger RNA of Aspergillus campestris IBT 28561, 1468 nucleotides long. RefSeq lists its product as uncharacterized. The transcript has 3 exons. NCBI's taxonomy places the organism in Eukaryota, Fungi, Ascomycota, Eurotiomycetes, Eurotiales, Aspergillaceae. The record is from RefSeq and is a predicted model, not a curated record. The coding region runs from base 355 to 1218 and encodes 287 amino acids.
AGCCUUCUUGCAGACCACGGUCCAGAUCUAAUUCGAGUCAGUUAAUAUCAGAUUCACAGUACUUUUCUCGAUGAUUACCUGCAGUGAUGGACUGAUACACUUCAACAAAGGAAGUGCAUGAGCAGAUGCGGGAAUAAACGAACAGCUUCACCCAGGAUGAAGUGAUUUACUGAUCCUCAUUUCUUCUGAAUCUCUCGAAUAUAAAUACCCCCUUCUUCACCCAGCAACGUAGGCUUUCUCUGACCAUCUCUCCCAUCCCUCUUCCCCUUCAUCCCCUCUCCUCCCCAGUCCUCCUCAGUCAUAUCCCCCUGCACCCUGCAGCCCAAACCACUUGCAACAGUUGCCCCAUCCAAGAUGAAGUUCAACCUUGUCUACCUCCUGACCUUCGUGGUCUUUGUGACUGCAUCUGCCAUCCCCGGUCCCAAGGCUGUGGACAGCGCUGUCUCUGACAAGCACCUGCUUGUGCGCGAUGAGGGCAUCUGCCACAACAGUAUCGACUGCGAGGGCGGCCUCUGCUGGGAAGGCAUCUGCAUUGACAGUCGUUGCCGCCAUAAUGGUGAUAGUCCCGACGACUAUUACUGCUUCCGUGGCAACUGCAACCCAAUCCCUGGUCGCGAGAGAGAUGUGGACGCGAACCAGAUGCUGACGGAGCGCAACGAUCCCAAAUGUCACAACAUGGAGGACUGCCGCGGCGCCUUGUGCGUCAGAGGUGUCUGCACUGACAGUCAUUGCCGCCAUAAUGGCGACUGCCCCAACGAUUAUUUCUGCUUCCGAGGCGACUGCAACCCGAUCCCCGGUCGGGCGAGAGAUGUGAAGACGGAUGUUUCUGACAAGCAUCUGCUGGAGCGCAGUGACGGCCUCUGCCAUAACAACGCCGACUGCGAAGGCGGCUUGUGCUGGGACGGUAUCUGUGUUGACGGUCGUUGCCGCCAUAAUGACGAUUGCCCCAACGACUACUACUGCUGGCGCGGUAACUGCAACAAGAUUCCCCGCCGGGAGAGAGAUGUGGACGCGGACCAGAUUAACCAGUCUGGCGAUACUGUUGACACCGAAAUGUGCUCCAUCAAUGUGACCGACACUGGUCUCGAGGCCCCUCCCACCCCGUGUAAGCACGAUAAUGAAUGCAAGCGCUGCAUGCACUGCAUUAAGGGCUACUGUGGUUACAGACACGGCAAGACCGACGACGAGUCUGAGCUCAUGGGGAGCGACAGCAACUGAGACACGGGAUGUAGCGAGUUUUGGCUGGCUCCGUGUAUCAACAUUGAGGAUCAACCUUUGGGUUCGAGCUCUACGCUGGACAAGUCGAUCUGGCCAUGGCAGGUUCACUGUGCCAACAUUGAGGAUCAACUCUUCGGUUUAAACUCUACGCUGAACAAGUAGAGCCGGCUAUUCUCGAGUUCAGUCUUUUUGUCUUCAUGUACCUAGAUUUUUUCAUGCUUAUGUCAAUUGACAUUCAAGCCAAUGCAAC